Seminavis robusta is the source of this 4875-nucleotide messenger RNA. The record is from the annotation of a GenBank genome assembly. NCBI's taxonomy places the organism in Eukaryota, Bacillariophyta, Bacillariophyceae, Naviculales, Naviculaceae.
AUGCCAUUCUUCCAUACCAUCCUUGAGGCAUUGUGCCACCAUGCCACUGAAAGUCCCAAUAAGGUUGUCUUUACAUGGGUGGAUCUCAAGUGUAAAGAGCAAAACAAGAUGACAUUCAAACAACUGGAGGAACAGUCGAACACUGUGGCUGCUUGUCUCCUCAAACUUGGAUGUCAAAAGGGAGAUCGUGUCAUGGUUGCCUAUCCCUUUGGGCUCGAGUUCUUGGCUGGCAUGUUCGGUGCCAUGAAGAUUGGAGUCAUCCCUUGCUCCAUCUAUCCACCCAAUCCAAAUCAGCUCAAGACUGAUAUGCCCAAGUUCCAUGGAUUUGCCAAGGAUGCUGGAGCCAGAUUUGCCUUAUCCACCAGUGCCUUUGCCGCUGCCAUGACUGCUGCUAGUGUCCUCUACAGGACUGGCGUCAAAUGGAUCGGAGCUGACAAACUAAAAAUCAAGAACCACAACCCGAACAAGCCCAAAGAUUAUGAGACCUUUGUGGGGGAACCAGGAGACAUCUGCUUCAUCCAAUACACCUCUGGCAGUACGGGUCGCCCCAAAGGAGAAAUGAUCAGUCACAACAAUCUAGGAGAAAACUGUAGGACCAUUGGUGCUUCCACCCAGAUGACAUCUACUUCAGUGACUGCAUUGUGGGUACCUCAGUAUCAUGAUAUGGGACUUGUAGGUGGCUUCAUGUCCUGUCUGUAUUCUGGUGUCACCCUUGUCAUGACUUCACCUCUGGACUUCCUAUCGAAACCAAUUAUUUGGUCCGAUAUGAUUGAUGCAUAUCAGGCAACCCACACCUGUGCCCCUAACUUUGCCUACGCCUUGCUCCUAAAGCGGUUAAAGGAAGCCAACAGGACAGCUGACUGGAGUUUUUUGAAGUUCGCUGGGUUUAGUGCUGAACCAACCCAGCAACGUGUUGUGGAGGAUGUGGUAAAGACUCUGUCAGUCAGGCCAGGAAAUGUUCACAACCUCUAUGGCCUUGCGGAGUCAGUUGUGUGGCUUACAGGGGGGCCUGCCAUUCCAGACUCUGAAGGUCUUGUCUGCUGUGGAGAAGUAGACUCCCCAACCCUCAAGAUCCGAAUUGUCCAGGAUGGAAAAGAGGUGGAAGGUGGACAGGUCGGAAGUAUCUGGACUCAGUCACCCCGUGUGGCUGCUGGGUACUUUGGCCAACCUGAGCUGACAACUGCAACUUUUGCCAAUGAGCUCUCUGGUUAUGAUGGGCCCUGGCUAGACAUUGGUGAUUUGGGGAGAGUUGUCGAUGGGCAGCUCUAUGUCACUGGAAGAGUCAAAGAUGUUAUCAUUAUCAACGGCAAGAACUACUACCCAACAGAUGUGGAAUCAUCUAUGGAUGAUGCCUUUGGUGACAUAAUCCGUCCUGGACGCACCACGGCUUUCCAGUAUGGCGAGGAUAGUAUUGGCAUCACAGUGGAGGCCCGUAAAGGGUUUGACAUGUCAGUAGACAAAGACUUGGCCAUUCAAGUAUCCAACCAUGUUUCAGAACUUCAUGGGCUGUUUGUCUGCGAGGUUGUUGUUCUGAAAAUAGGUGUGACCCCAAAGACCACCUCUGGCAUAGUCACUGAAGCUGUUCAAGCCAUUGAGUGCAUCCCCGCCAAGUUGGAUGAUUACUACUAUGAGCUGAAUCUUGAUGGAAUCCAUGGGAUUUGUGAGGCUUGGUCCAAAGCUGUGAAGACAACAGCAGCAAUGAAGACCAUGUGCUCUCAAAUUUUGAUACACAUUGAGAACAAGCAACCCACAAUCUGCCAGCCUGCACACACCCUUAGCGAAAACACUGAUUGGAUUUUGAUUGAGGAAACCAUGGAUUUCCUUUCUCAGCUUGUGCACCAAGUAUUUGUUCUUCAAUGGGUGACAACCUUCAUGAUGGACCACCCUGAAUGCAUGCAGCAAAAGUUGCAGAAGGAUGCAGAAUGGGAAAGCAUGAGCCAGAGUAUUCUAGCAGUCCCAGUGGAGCUACAAAAGGUGCUAGACCUACCUGAGAAAGACCCAAUGCAUGGAAAGUGGCCGUUCUUCAUGUGGAUCAAAAUCAGGUCAGUUGGUGCCUUUCUGAAGCUGAUUCACAAGAGCUUGGAGUCUCCUGAUGACCCAGCUAUCAACACACAAAUUGAGAGGAUCAACAAACUUUUGAACCUGAAUCUGUUGGAGGCUAUUUGGCUCGAACAGACUAAUGGGCUCAAAGACAAUUCUGAGGUGGGAAGACUUCUUGCAACUUAUCCUAUUUUGGAAGCUACAGUCAAAUCCAAAACGGUUCUCUUUGAACAUUCAACUUCUGUGUGGAAUGAUCUGUACAUUGCCUGGAACAUGCAUUUUGUAUCCUGGAUUGGCGACCAAGACUCGUCUACCUGGUUGCUUGCCAAGUUGCUGCUGCCAAGCCUUGUUGGAGAUGUCAAAGGAGCUUUUUUGUAUGCCAGGGUCAUUAGUUUGUACUUGGCAUCUCAUACUAUUGGAAGGAGAAUGAGCUCCUCAAGGCAUUACACCAAGGCAAUCUUGUCAAGAAGAGCACUCCAAGUUUUUGGAGAGUUGAACCUCUCCUGGGCUCAGAAGCUUGGAAACACCCCACCAUCAGCAAGAAGCAAAGUUGAAACUGCAUCCAAUGAAGCAGCCUGGCUUUCCAAGUUUGACCUGUGGGGAAAGAUGAACAAUCCUGUAACAGUUGAUCAAGCACAUGCAGGCACCCUAGAUACCAAUGUUGAUUUCACUUGCAGAGAAGCCACAGAUUGCUUCUCUGAGAAGUAUACCAACACUAUCACAUCUGUCUUUGGUUCUGAAGUUGACACAUCAAAAUCAUGGGCUGAGAAUGGACUCACAUCACUUAAGAGUGCUGAGUUCAGGAAUAAGGUAGAGGAAGAGUUGCAUGUGGUUCUCCCGGUCAACUUUGAACAGCUCUACACAACGCCAGAGGCGCUUUGCAACUUCUUGGAGUUAUCAGAGGUGAAAACAUUCAAAAAACAAGACCUGGCUGGUCAUAGAGACCUUCUUCGGAGCUCACCAAGAUCAAGUCUCAGAAAACUACACCUUGGGGUCCUCCAAACCAUUGGAUCAAUUAUGAUUCUUCUGCUGGUUUUGAUUGCUUUUGUCCCACCAUACCUACUCAUCUCCUGGGUUGUGGACAAGUCCAGCUCAGCUGACACCCAGAGCCCAAUUGCUUGGAUUAUAAUGCCAUUGAUGUUCCGUCUGUAUAUCCUGUCCUUCUCACUGGAUGUGGCCUUCUUCAAGUUUGUUGUCAUUGGGUCAGCCAAGAUUGAAUCCUUUAUUCGCGAGUUUGACCUUGUGACACUUGGUGACAAUACGGUCAUUAGCCACCCAAUGAAGUGCCGGAAGUUCUCCCGUUCAAAAGGAGAGCCAAACCCCAAGAUUGGAUUCUAUCCUAUUGUGGUAGGAAAGAAAUGCAAGAUCUCUGGCAUGGUUAGCCCUGGGGCUGUGAUUGGAGAUGGCAGCAAGGUGGAUAAGUUGUCUGUUGUUGAGGAGGGAGCCAUAGUACCAGAUGGUGUCCUUGCCCAGGGAAAUCCAGCAUAUAAUGCUGGCUUAUUUGAACAUCAAGAAUUACACCAUUUGGAAGAGUCCAUGUUAGAAACCUUCAAGAUAUUCUGGACAGUCCUUGAAGCCUAUCAUUUCUUUGCCCUCUCCUGCUUCGUCCAUGCCUCACUGAGCUCAGUGUUACCAGCUUGGCGCUAUGCCACAAUGCUCCAUUGGAUUUUGCUGUUUCCCAUCUCCUCUCUGCUUGCACUUUUCACAAGUAUUGCUCUCAAAUGGGUGCUGAUUGGGAAACGAGACCCAUCGGAUGAAUAUGAAGGGUCACUCUAUCGCAAAGCAACCAAUUGGGCAUGUGACUUCCACUUUCGGAUUGCAGCUUGGAAUCUUGCUCCUUUCAGUGGCCAGUCCAGACUCUGGAACUUAAUCCUUUUCUUACGUGGUCUUGAUAUUGACAUGGAAUCGUGGCCGGACAAUCCGUACUUCAUCUUCCCACCCUCAAAGGCUGACUUUGUGAAGAUCAGAAAGUCAUUUGUGGCAACAAUCUCACUUGACUUCAGCAGGAAGGGGAACUCCAAGAUUGAGAUCAUCAACAGCAGUGUGGGCUACAAUGUCAAUCUGCAUGCAGGUGUAAAGAUCAUGCAAUCUACAGUCCCUCCAAGGACCAAUGUGCCCGACAGUAUCUACGACUUGAACCAGUUAGGCCAGCCUGUGAACAUGAAUUUGCUUCUUCCUGAAGUCUUACAGGUGUUGUUGAAUACAGUCCUGUUUGUCUCCCUCAUUCCUGCCUAUGAAUUGGGUCUUGUUGCAACCAAGAGUUCUUCCAUCAUGGUCACAACCUGUGGCUUGGUAGGUGCCUUCAUCCUGCAAUUGCUUGUAUGGCUCCUAUUGACUGGGGCAGUUGAGAGGUUGCUUUUGGCCUUGCCCAACCAACUUCAAUAUAAUCUUUUUGGGAUCUACCUCAACCAUGUCUGGAUUUUCCGCAAUCAAAACUUGCUUGUUUACCUUCUCUAUGGCACACCCAUGUUUGCCUGGUUUGCCAGCUUCAUGGGAGCUGAAGUUGAUGGGGAGUUGUGGUACUUUGGUAACACACUCUAUGAAUAUGGCAAGCUGCAUUUCCAUGGAUGCACUGUUAUUGACGGCUCCAGCUUGAAUGGUCACUACAUUGAUGGCAAGGGGCUAACAAUCAAUGACACAUAUGUGUCUGGUGUUGUGCAUCCUGGAUGCUUUGCUGUUGCUGGCUCCAAAGUUGCUCGUGAAGAAAAUGGUCCUUGGAAGGUCUUCUUGAACACUGGUGCUGAUAUUGGUUCUGCCAAUAGGUGGCCAUCUAUCAGGAAGCAGUCACCAAGCUGUGUGACUUAUGAUGACGAAAAUGUUGAUUCGGCAGUGUAG